AUGAAAUAACCAUCGUAUAGAUGUACAGAAAAGUUAUGGAAACCAAUAGUAAGACCGCCAAGACAUAAUUAUAGAUUGAAAGAUAUGGGAAAUGAGAAUUUCAUGGUUUCAGACACUGUAACUAAAAGAUUAGACUUUGAAAUUUAAAAUUGUCGAGGGUUAAUUUUGUAAUGCAGGUAUUUAGCUUUAAUUUUAAAUAGUUUAUUUGAGGCAAUAAGAAUGUAAGAUAAACCACAUCCAUGUAUGAUAUAUUUACAUGGGAACUCAAGCAGUAGAGUUGAAGCAUUAACGAUUUUAGAAUAUUUAUUACCUAACAACAUCUCUGUUUGUGGGAUUGAUUUAUCUGGUAUAUUUUAUAAUAAAAAUUAUAUAGGUUCAGGAUAAUCAUAAGGUGAAUACAUUUCUUUAGGAUAUUAUGAAUCAAGAGAUGUUAAUGAUCUAUAUGAAUAUUUAAGAUUAAAUAAAGUAAGUGAACUUCAUAAUUAUAAGUAUUACAGCCAUUAAUUACAUAAAUUGGAUUGUGGGGUAGAUCUAUGGGUUCAGUGACUGCUAUCAUAGCAGCAACUCUCAAUUAAAAUUUCAAAGUUUUAGUUUGUGAUAGUCCUUUCUCUAAUUUAACUCAUCUCUGUUAAGAAUUAGCAUCAAAUAGUUAUAACAUACCUAGUUGUUGUUUUAAUUGCUUUUGGUGCUUAGUUAAAAUUAAAAUUAAAAAAGAGGCUAAAUUUAAUAUUGAUGAUCUCAAUAUUUCUUAAAUCAUUCAAAGUAAAUCUAUAAAUCAAUUUUAAACUAGCUUUAUCUAAUGAUACCUCUAUUGUAUUCUUAUCUGCCAAAUAGGAUCAAUUGAUCUUAGAAAAACAUCCUAAAAUUCUAAUGGAAAAAUUUAGAGGAACCAAAUUACUAAAACAAUUUGAAGGCACUCAUAAUUCAAAACGACCCCAAGAUAUUAUGAAGGAAACUGUCUAAUUUAUUAUUAUGUAAUUUGAUAAAAUUUCUUGGAAUUAAAACUCUAGAGAUACUAAAAUUACCAAUAAUACUAAAGAUUAAAUUCCCAUCCCUGAUAUAGAUGCUCCCCUUCUGUCAUCAAAAAAACCUUUCAUAUCCAAAUAGAAUAUGUGA
Messenger RNA from Paramecium sonneborni, 1116 nucleotides. Lineage: Eukaryota; Ciliophora; Oligohymenophorea; Peniculida; Parameciidae. The record is from the annotation of a GenBank genome assembly.